Messenger RNA from Bufo bufo (common toad), 3302 nucleotides. RefSeq names its product HID1 domain containing (gene HID1). The coding region runs from base 114 to 2501 and encodes 795 amino acids. The transcript is spliced from 19 exons. Lineage: Eukaryota; Metazoa; Chordata; Amphibia; Anura; Bufonidae. The record is from RefSeq and is a predicted model, not a curated record. Gene Ontology annotation, cellular component: Golgi trans cisterna; membrane; Golgi medial cisterna.
GUCCAGUGACGCAGGGAGGGAGGUGUGGCUUUACGCGUUGACGGACUGAUCCGGUUCCCUGGCUGCUGUAGGCGGAUCUGGCAGGGAUCUGGACCGGGCCGUGCACAGGCGGGAUGGGGAACACCGACACCAAGCUGAACUUUAGGAAAGCGGUCAUCCAGCUGACGACGAAAACGCAGCCAGUGGAAGCUACAGAUGAUGCCUUCUGGGACCAGUUUUGGUCUGACUCGGCCACCUCCGUGCAGGAUGUCUUUGCUUUGAUCCCAGCUGCAGAGAUUCGUGCAGUACGAGAGGAAUCGCCAUCGAACCUGGCCACGUUAUGUUACAAGGCAGUGGAGAAACUGGUGGCGGGCGCAGACAGCGGCUGUCACUCAGAGAAUGGAAAGCAGAUGGUGUUGAACUGUGCUCGCUUGCUGACUCGUGUACUGCCGUAUAUCUUUGAGGACCCAGACUGGCGAGGAUUCUUCUGGUCCUCAGUGCCCGGCGCUGGGCGUAGCCAGGAUGAGGAUGAGGAGGACGAUGGAUCGCGUCCGCUGGCUGAAUCUCUGCUCCUCGCCAUUGCCGAUCUUCUCUUCUGCCCUGAGUUUACGGUGCAAAGUCACAAGAAGAGUGGAGCGGAUGCAGCAGAAGACAUCCACACUCUUGACAGCUGUGAAUACAUCUGGGAAGCUGGUGUUGGCUUUGCUCACUCUCCAACACCCAACCACACAUAUGAUCUCAACAGGACUGAACUUCUCAAACUUCUCCUGACAUGUUUCUCUGAGGCAAUGUAUCUCCCACCAUCAUCCGAGAACAGCGGUACCACUAACCCAUGGGUGCAGUUUUUUUGCUCCACAGAGAAUCGUCAUGCCCUACCCCUCUUCACAUCCCUCUUGAAUGUGGUGUGCGCAUAUGACCCCGUUGGUUAUGGAAUUCCCUACAACCACUUGCUUUUUUGGGAUUCGCGCGAACCGAUGGUCGAGGUCUCUGCGCAGUUGCUCAUUGUCACCCUGGACUCGGACCCCGCUGUCACAUCUAGUCCCAGCAUGGAUGGUACCACUACUAGUACUGCAAUGGAUGAGGGCGAUAACCCAGCACCGGACAAUCUGUUUGUGAAUUAUCUGUCGCGGAUCCACAGGGAGGAGGACUUCCAGUUCAUCUUAAAGGGACUCGCCCGCCUUCUGCUGAAUCCACUCACUCAGACAUAUCUGCCAAACUCCACCAAGAAGAUCCAAUUCCACCAGGAGCUGCUGGUUCUGUUUUGGAAACUGUGCGACUUUAACAAGAAGUUCCUGUUCUUUGUUCUGAAGAGCAGUGACGUCCUGGACGUUCUGGUUCCCAUUCUGUACUACUUGAACGAUGCACGAGCGGACCAGUCUCGGGUCGGUCUGAUGCACAUCGGGGUUUUCAUUCUUUUGCUGCUAAGUGGCGAGAGGAACUUUGGCGUUCGCCUCAACAAGCCCUACUCUGUGAGAGUCCCGAUGGAUAUCCCCGUGUUCACAGGAACACAUGCAGACCUGCUGAUUGUGAUUUUUCACAAGAUCAUCACCAGUGGACACCAGCGGUUACAACCCUUGUAUGACUGCCUGCUGACCAUCAUAGUGAAUGUAUCUCCGUACUUGAAGUCUCUUUCCAUGGUGGCAUCUAACAAGCUUCUACAUCUCCUGGAAGCUUUCUCCAAUCCAUGGUUCCUCUUCUCCUCUCCCCAGAAUCAUCAUCUUGUUUUCUUCCUUCUUGAAGUUUUUAACAAUAUCAUCCAGUAUCAGUUUGACGGUAAUUCUAGUCUAGUUUAUGCCAUCAUCCGGAAACGUAAUGUAUUUCACCAAUUAGCAAACCUCCCAUCAGACACUUCGUCCAUCCAGCGCGCACUUCAGAGAAAAAAGAAAACAGCUGAACCCUUAUCACGCACCAAUUCUCAAGAUGGAGCAUCCAUGGAGGGCUCCCGACCUGCUGCCCCAGCAGAACCUGGCACCCUAAAGACCAGUUUAAUAGCCACCCCUGGUAUAGAGAAGCUGACUGAGAAAGCCCAAGUAUCAGAAGAUGGGACUUUACGAGCUGUUGACCCUGAAGCUCCUUCAUCACCUGGAGAGAGCAGCCAGUCUCGUCCAUUGAGUGACACAGAGUCUCAGAGUGAGGAGUCUGCAAAAGGCCGGCAGAGCAGACGACACUCCAGCGUCUCCUCUCAGUGGAACCCAUCUACAGACUGGGUUAUGUCCUGGAAGGUGAAGCUGCCCCUGCAGACAAUCAUGAGGCUUUUGCAGGUCUUGGUUCCACAAGUAGAGAAGAUCUGCAUUGACAAGGGACUGACUGAUGAGUCUGAAAUCCUAAAGUUUCUACAGCAUGGGACCCUGGUGGGGUUACUGCCUGUGCCUCACCCCAUUCUGAUCCGCAAAUAUCAGGCCAAUGCAGGCACUGCUAUGUGGUUUCGCACGUAUAUGUGGGGGGUCAUCUACCUGAGGAACAUGGAUCCUCCUAUCUGGUAUGACACGGACGUCAGGCUGUUUGAAAUCCAAAGGGUUUAGCGUUUAACCAUGGAAUAUUAACCACUGCUAAGUACCUGUCGUCCAUCAAGUCAUGGAGUCUCAUCAUAGGACGCUCCCUCCCAGGCUCUCGAGUGUUUGCACAAGUUAUUGACUACUGUAUACCAAACCACUGUCUGCUUCAUGGAAAGACCGCGUAUCCUAUCAUUCCAUGUGUACUACUGAUAAGCUUUUGUUACUUUUUAUAUUUUUUCGUUUUACGUAUUGAUUUAGUUUGUGGUUGAGAUUGAGUUUGUGGCUUUAUAGCUGCUUUUGAAUUAUGAUUUCUGGUGUCUUCUGCCAGCUUCAUAAUGGGCCACACCUCACCUGAGCCCAUGUCCGCAAUGUUCUUGCUCCAAGUGUACUUUCCUCACUGUGGGUGAGGCGAGUGUGAAAGAGCAGUUCCUCCUGUUACAGGGGUCGUCCAUGCUUGUAAAAAGUCAGAAUGGCUUAAAAUAUAAAAAAAAGGGGGUACUGAUCCUCCCGUUUCAUUGCUUUACACCCCCCAACCCCUUCAGCUUCUACUUCCUGGUGCCUCUCAAAACAGGAAAUGGGACCACUCAGGAAAUCGCUUCCCACGGUGGGCACCCACUAUAUUCAGCAGUCAUAUUUCCAGGCAUUAGAGACGAGCAGGGAACCCAGAAGGUGUCAGGACAGGAUGGAAGAGGAUUGAUAGGGUGAUUAUCACUUAUUUUAUUCUGACCCUUUUGGGAAAAAAAAUAUAAAAAAAAUUCCUCUAUGCCAUCAGCUCCCCCCCCAGUGCCAUCUGAUAACCCCUUCAUUCAUCAUCUGUACCACAAGAUG